Messenger RNA from Anarrhichthys ocellatus (wolf-eel), 2473 nucleotides. RefSeq names its product adhesion G protein-coupled receptor G6 (gene adgrg6). Gene Ontology annotation, cellular component: plasma membrane. Gene Ontology annotation, biological process: cell surface receptor signaling pathway; adenylate cyclase-activating G protein-coupled receptor signaling pathway; heart trabecula formation. The annotation marks the transcript as partial. The transcript has 15 exons. NCBI's taxonomy places the organism in Eukaryota, Metazoa, Chordata, Actinopteri, Perciformes, Anarhichadidae. The record is from RefSeq and is a predicted model, not a curated record. Gene Ontology annotation, molecular function: laminin binding; G protein-coupled receptor activity.
UCUGUCCUCUCGUCUUCUUCUGCAGAAGGUUUAUUCUACCGGGUUUCUCUUGUGGUGGAGGACGAGGCCGCGGCGCUGACCCACGCUGAAGUGGAGCGAGCUGUGGCUCUGUGGCUCAAUCAAACCUUUCAGAACUGGACCCAUGCAGUCUACGUAGACUCCAUCAGUGUGCAGUCCGGUUUACAGAGCGGAGGAAACCCGACCAGCUACUCGUGCCGAGCUCUGCUGGUUCAUUAUUACAACACCAACGAGAGUCUGGGUGAAGCUGCCGUGUCCGCCAGGCUGUCGGGCAGUGAGGGGCUCAUGGGGGCCGGCCUGCAGGUCCACGAGGCCUCCACUGAUGUCUCUUUAAUAGAAAACUGUCCGGAGGAGAAUCCGCUCCACUACCGCUGGCCUGAGAGCAGACCCACCGUCACCCGGUACCUGCCCUGCUUCCCCAACAAGGACCAGAGCACCUCCAGGACCUGUGUCAUCGGUCCUCACAACUUCUCCUCCUAUUGGUCGGCUGCAGACGUCAACAACUGCACCGACAUCGACGCCAUCGAGGUGUCUGCAGAGAAUGCAGCUGAGGUGGCGGUGCAGCUCGCCGUCAUCACCAACAACGAGCUGUCCGAUGAGGAGGUGGCUAAAGUGGUGAUGAAGGUGAAGCAGCUGGUGAACGUGGCGAAGAUCAACAGCACGCUGGCGUCCACCGUCGUCACCAUCAUCUCCAACGUGAUGAGCAGCUCGGAGACGGCGCUCGCUGCCACCUCCGAGAAAGCUCUGAAGACAGUUGAUGAAUUGGUUCAGAAGAUCGAGUUCGAGGGUCCGUCAAUCAGCAUCACCUCCAGACACCUGGCUGUGGGGAUCUCCRCCCUCAACACCUCUGUGUUCAACGGGACGUCCUUCAGCGCCUUCAUACCUGCAAACACCACCGACCCACAGAUUGAUUUCCAGUCAGAGGGGACUCACCCUUUAGCUCAGGUGAGUCUUCCAGCGUCUCUGCUGUCCGGUGUGUCGCUGACUGAAGAAGGCCGAUCGUCUCUGUCCAGAAUCAACUUCAUAUUCUUCAGCAGCACGAACCUUUUCCAGAAGGAGCAGGACGGCCGCUCGUUGAACAGUUUCGUGGUGGCGAGCAGCGUUGGGAACCUGACCAUCAGAGACCUGAAGGACCCGGUGGAGAUCCAGAUCGCUCACCUCUCUGAACACCUACAGACUCACCUGAUUCCGGUCUGUAUGUUCUGGGACUUCAGCAUGAACAGUGGUGCUGGAGGCUGGAAUGGAGACGGCUGCAGAACCUCCGCAGAAUCCACCAGCAACAGGACCGUCUGUCUGUGUGACCACCUGACUCACUUUGGCAUCCUCAUGGACAUUUCUGGAGCAUCGCCCCACAUCGACCCGAAGAACAACAAGAUCCUGACCUUCAUCUCCUACAUCGGCUGCGGCAUCUCCGCCAUCUUCUCCGCCGCCACGCUGCUCACCUACAUCGCCUUCGAGAAACUACGGCGCGACUACCCGUCCAAGAUCCUGAUGAACCUCAGCACGUCCCUGUUGUUCCUCAACAUGGUCUUCCUAUUGGACGGCUGGCUGGCCAGUCUGGAGACCGAUUGGCUGUGCCUCUCCGUGGCCGUCUUCCUGCACUACCUCCUGCUGACCACCUUCACCUGGAUGGGGUUGGAGUCCAUCCACAUGUACAUCGCUCUGGUCAAAGUCUUCAACACCUACAUCCGCCGAUACAUCCUCAAGUUCUGCAUCGUGGGAUGGGGUGAGGGGCUUAAACUAACUAAGUUUCACUUCAUUGUAAGCGCUGAAUGAAGUCGAAGUGACUUCCUGAAUCGCAGGGCUGAAAAUUAGAUCAACAUUCACUUUAAGUCUAAUACUAAAAGAAGUUGAAAUGUCAGUUGAAGUGGAAAUCCUAGAAGAAAGUAGUGACAGUUCAAGUGUCCGGGCUGUGAGACGAUGUCUGAAGUGUGUGAAUGGUGGAGAACAAGUGGAAGCUGAAAGGAUUUGAAGUGUCAGUCGAGUUAAAAGGAGACAAGUCAGUUGAAGAGUUGAAUGAAGAUAAAUGUCAGUUGAAAAGAAACAGACGAAAGCAAUUGAAGGAUAAAAGAUGAAAGCAGUUGAAGUGUCAGUUGAGAUUUAAAGAUGAAUUCAGUUCAAACGUCACUUGUCCUUUGGCAACUGAAUGCAGUUGAAGUGUCAGUGGAGGAAUAUUAAAGUAGCUUGAUUGUCAUUUGACGAGUACAAAAUGAAAGCAGUUGAAGUGGCAGUUGAAAAAACAGGAUGAAUGUCUUCCCAGAUAAUUGAUUAAUAAAGUUGGACAUUUUGGAUGUUCGGAAAGAGUUUAUUAUUUUAUUUAAUCACUUUGGUUUGAUGUACAUCUGGACUUGAAGGUCAAAGACUUCAUUCAGACUCCUCUGACUUCAGAAUGUUUUUACUUUGAUGUAAACAACAAACACUCAAUGGCCGACGUUUGUUUGUGUGUUGUGUUUGU